UUACAAUGAGGCCCAAUACGUUCUCACUGCUUUACAAAACAUUCAAAAAGCAAUUUCAUCAGCCAAUUUACAAGGCCAAAUCAAGGUCUCAAUAGCAAUAGACAUGACUUUGAUCGGUAAUUCCUAUCCUCCCAAGGAUGGUGUUUUUACUGACCAAGCAAAGUCAUAUAUACAACCAAUCAUCAACUUUCUAGUGAGCAAUGGAUCACCACUUCUUGCAAAUGUGUAUCCGUACUUUGCUUAUAUUGGAAAUGAACAAGACAUUCAUCUUGACUAUGCUCUUUUUAAUCAGCAAGGAAACAAUGACGCUGGUUACCAAAAUCUCUUUGAUGCGCAGUUAGAUUCAGUAUAUGCUGCACUUGGGCAAGUUGGAGGAUCCAGUUUGCAGAUAGUUGUGUCUGAGAGUGGAUGGCCGUCUGCUGGUGGAGAUGGAGCCACAACUGUCGACAAUGCUUCUACAUAUUAUAAAAAUUUGAUUAAUCACGUAAAGAGUGGGAAUGGGACUCCGUUGAAGCCUGGUACAGCUAUUGAGACUUACUUGUUUGCCAUGUUUGAUGAAAAUCUGAAGAAUGGUGCAUCAACUGAGCAACAUUUUGGUCUCUUUAACCCUGACAAAUCACCUAAGUAUCAAAUAAGUUUCAAUUAAUUAAACAAAUAAUUCAAAGAAAUACGUAAUGUGUUGAAUAAAUUGUGCCAGUGUGUGUGCACAUGAUAUUAUGUUUGCAU
Messenger RNA from Vicia villosa (hairy vetch), 726 nucleotides. RefSeq names its product glucan endo-1,3-beta-glucosidase, acidic-like. Gene Ontology annotation, cellular component: plasma membrane. The transcript has a single exon. The coding region runs from base 104 to 646 and encodes 180 amino acids. The record is from RefSeq and is a predicted model, not a curated record. Gene Ontology annotation, molecular function: hydrolase activity, hydrolyzing O-glycosyl compounds. NCBI's taxonomy places the organism in Eukaryota, Viridiplantae, Streptophyta, Magnoliopsida, Fabales, Fabaceae. Gene Ontology annotation, biological process: carbohydrate metabolic process.